Vanrija pseudolonga is the source of this 1062-nucleotide messenger RNA. RefSeq names its product putative enoyl-CoA hydratase, mitochondrial (gene echs1). NCBI's taxonomy places the organism in Eukaryota, Fungi, Basidiomycota, Tremellomycetes, Trichosporonales, Trichosporonaceae. Gene Ontology annotation, cellular component: mitochondrion. Gene Ontology annotation, biological process: fatty acid beta-oxidation. Gene Ontology annotation, molecular function: enoyl-CoA hydratase activity. Bases 124 to 978 code for a protein of 284 amino acids. The record is from RefSeq and is a predicted model, not a curated record. The transcript has 4 exons.
CCUCGCCAGCUUUCCGCCUUGCCGCGCACCCACCAGGUCCCCCACCCACCUCGUCUAUUCGUCCACUCCACCACUCUCUCACCACCCAAAAGCAGCACUGCACAGCGCCCGCUCUCAUCCACAAUGCUUGUCACUCUUCGCCCCACCGUUGCUGCCCGCACCGCGUUCCAGUCCUACGUCCGCGCCAUGUCGACCCAGGCUGAGCCCCUCGUCCUCUCGCGUCGCUCCGACUCGGGCAAGGUCCAGAUCCUCACCCUCAACCGCCCCAAGGCCCUCAACGCCCUCUCGACGCCCCUCUUCGAUGUCCUCAACGUCGAGCUCGAGAAGGCCGACGCCGACCCCGAGGUCCGCGCCAUUGUCCUCACCGGCGGUGACAAGGUCUUUGCGGCCGGUGCCGACAUCAAGGAGAUGAAGGACAAGACUUUCUCCGAGGCCUACUCGACCAACUUCCUCGGCUCGUGGGCCAAGCUUGCUACCAUCAAGAAGCCCAUCGUCGGUGCCGUUGCCGGCUACGCUCUUGGCGGUGGCUGUGAGCUUGCCCUCAUGACCGACAUCCUCGUCGCUUCGGAGAAGGCCACCUUCGGCCAGCCCGAGAUCACCCUCGGCAUCAUCCCCGGUGGUGGUGGCACCCAGCGUCUUGUCAAGACCAUUGGCAAGGCCCGCGCCAUGGACCUCACCCUCACCAACCGCAAGAUCACCGGCAAGGAGGCCUACGACUGGGGUCUUGCCGCCCGUCUCGUCCCCGCCGACCAGUCGGUCACCGAGGAGGCCGUCAAGAUCGCCGAGGGCAUUGCUGGCUUCGGUGCCCUUGCCGCCCAGGCCGGCAAGGAGGCCGUCAACGCCGCUGGCGAGCUCCCCCUCUCGGAGGGUCUCCGCUUCGAGCGCCGCCUCUUCCAGGCCCUCUUCGCCACUGCCGACCAGAAGGAGGGCAUGGCCGCCUUCGCCGAGAAGCGCAAGCCCACCUGGAAGCACGAGUAAACCUCUCCCACUAUUGCAUUGACGAGAGCGAGAGAGAGACAGAAAGGUCUAAGACCAAGCAGCAUGCAGCAGUUGUGAUAGCAG